UAAAUCAAAAAAGUCAGUCGGGUCCGAACCGACUGUAAAUAUCUAAGCAUUGUCCGUAAAUAAAUAAUUUAGCCCUAAUUCGUGCCUUAGCGCUGAAGAUCUUAAGUCGGGCAGAGAGCAAUUGCAUAUCGUUCGUAGUUCUAAAGGAAGCGAGCUUCGUCUUCCAUCUUUACGCUUCCGAAAUCCGAUUUACAACUUAACACUUGUGCUCAAGUUUUCAAUUUUCUGCUGAUUUUUCUCAGCAGCUUCAAUUAAAGGAAGUCGAUUUUUAACUCCUUUUGUUAGUAUUAGCUCUGGCAGAUCUACGAUCGAUGGCGAGGGAAUUCAAUGUGCCGCCGGUGGUAUUCCCGUCCGGCGGCGGGAACCCGGCCCCGCAGCAACGUCGUCUGCCCACAGCGCCGUUUCAGCCACCCAAGUCUUCGAACCCUAGCAUCCCCUUUAUGUCUUUCGACAUCGGUUCCGCCGCGGCGUCCACCUCGUUCUCCACCCCGCAGUUCGCCUCCACCACCAUCGGCGGCGGAUCCACUGGUUUUGAGGAUGAGCCGCCGCUUCUCGAGGAGCUCGGGAUCAAUACCAAGCAAAUUUACCAGAAAACUAUUUCGAUUCUUAACCCUUUCCGAGUCAAGGCCGAUCUUCACGAAGAUGCUGAUCUUUCCGGGCCGUUUCUGUUCCUGAUGGCGUUUGGGCUUUUCCAAUUGCUCGCUGGGAAGAUCCAUUUUGGAAUCAUACUGGGAUGGGUGAUCAUGGCUUCUGUCUUUCUGUAUGUGGUGUUCAACAUGCUCGCUGGCCGAAAUGGGAACUUGGAUUUGUAUAGAUGUGUUAGCUUGAUCGGCUAUUGUAUGCUACCAGUUGUGAUCUUGUCGGCAAUAUCAUUGUUCUUGCCUGGUGGGAUGGCAAUUAAGGUGGUAGCCGGGGUUUUUGUUAUAUGGUCUACACGAGUUUGCACGAGGCUUGUGGUCGAGUUGGCAUCAUGUGGGGAUGAGCACCGCGGGUUGAUUGCAUAUGCUUGUUUCUUGAUUUACACGCUCUUCUCUUUGCUUGUGAUAUUCUGAUCCCAGCUGAAACUAGGAUGUGUAUUUGGAUCUCAUGAAUUGGAUACUUUAUGUACAAUGUGAUACUUCUGCAAGGCUUUAAAUGAUGCAAAAUCGAUUUUGUUGAUAGGUGUUGUCGGCAGAGAUAGACUUAUAGUGUUGAAUUUUAGGCAAUUUGAGUUUCAUCAUCUACUGCUGAGGAUCUAAUUUUAAGUUCAAAAGAUUUGCC
This is a messenger RNA of Ipomoea nil (Japanese morning glory), 1260 nucleotides long. RefSeq names its product protein YIPF5 homolog. The coding region runs from base 312 to 1052 and encodes 246 amino acids. The transcript has a single exon. Lineage: Eukaryota; Viridiplantae; Streptophyta; Magnoliopsida; Solanales; Convolvulaceae. Gene Ontology annotation, biological process: vesicle fusion with Golgi apparatus; endoplasmic reticulum to Golgi vesicle-mediated transport. Gene Ontology annotation, cellular component: membrane; trans-Golgi network. The record is from RefSeq and is a predicted model, not a curated record.